Molecule: messenger RNA, 3432 nt
Organism: Tinamus guttatus (white-throated tinamou)
Lineage: Eukaryota; Metazoa; Chordata; Aves; Tinamiformes; Tinamidae
Source: RefSeq, a predicted model, not a curated record
CCCAUUUUUCUUUCCAUUUGAUACUCGACAAAUGCUGUUUUAUGUAACCGCUUUUGAUCGUGAUCGAGCCAUGCAAAGACUACUGGAUACUAAUCCAGAAAUCAAUCAGUCGGACUCUCAAGAUAGCAGAGUGGCACCACGACUGGACAGGAAAAAACGCACUGUGAACAGAGAUGAGCUGCUGAAACAGGCAGAAUCUGUGAUGCAGGAUCUAGGCAGUUCAAGAGCCAUGUUGGAAAUCCAGUAUGAGAAUGAAGUUGGCACAGGCCUAGGCCCCACACUAGAGUUCUAUGCACUUGUAUCUCAGGAACUGCAGAGAGCAGACUUAGGCCUCUGGAGGGGAGAAGAAGUAACAUUAGCCAAUCCAAAAGGAAGUCAGGAAGGUACCAAGUAUAUUCAUAACCUUCAAGGCCUUUUCGCGCUUCCCUUUGGAAGAACAGCCAAGCCAGCUCACAUCGCAAAAGUUAAAAUGAAGUUCCGCUUUCUGGGCAAACUGAUGGCCAAGGCCAUCAUGGAUUUUAGACUGGUGGACCUUCCUCUUGGACUUCCUUUUUAUAAAUGGAUGUUAAGACAAGAGACUUCCUUGACAUCACAUGAUUUGUUCAGUAUUGAUCCAGUAGUAGCCAAAUCAAUAUAUCAUCUUGAAGAUAUUGUAAGACAAAAGAAGAGACUUGAACAAGACAAAACACAGACCAAAGAAAGUCUACAAUAUGCAUUGGAGGCUCUGACUAUGAAUGGCUGCUCAGUGGAAGACCUAGGGCUGGACUUCACACUUCCAGGGUUUCCUAAUAUAGAGCUGAAAAAAGGGGGAAAAGAUAUACCAGUCACCAUCCACAAUCUAGAGGAGUAUCUCAGAUUGGUUAUAUUCUGGGCACUAAAUGAAGGUGUUGCCAGACAGUUCGACUCCUUCAGAGAUGGAUUUGAAUCUGUCUUCCCCCUCAGUCAUCUUCAGUAUUUCUAUCCUGAGGAGCUGGAGCAGCUCUUGUGCGGCAGUAAAACGGACACUUGGGAUGCCAAGACAUUGAUGGAGUGUUGCAGACCAGAUCACGGUUAUACCCAUGACAGUCGAGCAGUGAAAUAUCUCUUUGAAAUUCUCAGUAGUUUUGAUAGUGAGCAGCAAAGACUGUUCCUUCAGUUUGUGACCGGUAGCCCCAGACUGCCUGUAGGAGGCUUUCGAAGUUUGAAUCCACCACUGACAAUUGUGCGCAAGACAUUUGAGUCUACGGAAAAUCCAGAUGAUUUCUUGCCCUCAGUAAUGACUUGUGUGAACUAUCUCAAAUUGCCGGACUAUUCAACUAUUGAGAUAAUGCGUGAAAAACUCUUGAUAGCUGCAAGAGAAGGGCAGCAGUCAUUCCAUCUUUCCUGAUCACAAUGAAAAAUGCAAUGUCUGCCUGUUACAGCAAAAGACAAAAAUCAUGAUUCUUUUCUAAAUGUAUCACCUGAGUCAAGGAAACGUGUUACGCCUUCUUGUUGUAGAAAAACGGCUUGCAGAUUAUAAACAAAGACACUUGGUUGAUAUUCAUUAAAGGCCCCUAUGGACUUAAAGUGAUCAGGCCCUAAAAAGUUGUUGUGACAAGGUUUCUUUAGCAAGUUCUUGUUUAAAUUAUCAUUUAUUUGAUGAGUGAAGUUUUUAACUUGCUUUGCUGUGUGAAAUUUAAAAAGGGAUGUUUUUCCAGGCUGGAACAAUAAAUGUCGCUGUGCAGUUUAAUACUGGGCUGUGUGUAUCCAUCUAGCUAAGUCUGAAGUUUUUCCUCCAAAGACAACUUUUGUACAUAAGUACAGAAAUUAAAAUACACCAUGUAUUUGACGAAUCUAGUUUAGUAGACUAGUUCUGUGUACCCUCACCUGCCUCUAAUUUUACCCAUCCUCAUGUAUUGUCUGAUGUGCAAUUCACUUGGUUCUUUUUGUGUGCAACAUUCGGCAAUUGUUAUGUUUUGGUUAGCAUGGACAUUUAACUGCUCCAUGCCUUUUUUUUCUCUGAUUAAGAUAAUUUAAAUUUUACUGAAAUCAAAUAUAUAUUGUCAAUAUAAUUCAGCCUUUGUAACUAGGUAGAACCUUUCUUAUAGCUUAGUUUUACUGUAGUGGUAGGAUAUACUGGUGACAGUCUUUACCAGGUGAUGCUCUAGAGCUGUUUACACAGUGAUUCAGGCAGCAGAAGCCUCUUCCUAGAGGCAAGGAAGAAUCCAUUUCUUUUGUGUAGUUGAAGUCCAACAGCUUGGGCUGGCCAGUGUUGUAUUGUGGUAAGGCCAGAGCAUUUCGAAUUGAUGUAAAGUUUUUUAAAAAGACAAAUUCAUUGUUUCAUUCCCUGUUCAAGUAAACAAUUUUCUUGUUCUUGAUCUGAAUUCCCGGUUACUUUUGUAGCUUUUUUUCUUUCUUUUUUCCUUUUUUUCCUCUCUUUUUUUUUUUCUCCUCUUCCCAGCACUAGCUUGGAACAAACAGUUCAGCCUUUGUCUUUUGACACAGAUAAAGCACCUGUAAGCAAAUGCUCUGUCCAACUGUUUUAUGUGCUGAUUUCUCAAAUCUGCAAUAAUUUACUUCAUCAGGUUAAUGUUUUUACCUGAAUAUAAAUAAAAAAGUUUGCUUCACCUUUUUGUUCAUAGUUUUGUACUGUAUACAUAAAGUUCAAUUGUGUAAAUUACUGUAAUGCAAGUAAAUCAUCCUGACUCUACUUGGCUAAAAGCCAGCAACUAGUGGAUGAUUUACUGCUAAAACAAGACCUUAUGAAACCUCCAACUCAAAGGGAAAUUUUUUUUCCUUUCUAUGGGUUUAAAAAAAAAUGGGCAAUUGCAAAUCAUCCUGAGAUGUACAUGCUAUAUAGUUCAUCUCUAAAAAUGUGAUAGUUAAUGACUUUUAUUCAACUUUGAGAAAUCAAAAUUCAUUUCAGUGCUUAGUAAUUGUUAAAUUCUGGCUAAUCAGGCUAGUAUUUCCCCUAAACUAACAAUAACAAGUUUUCUUUUAUCUAGCUGAAGAACUUGUACUUUCAGAAUCUGUUUUCAAAACCUGUAAUGGUAAUGGACAUUCUUACAGUGAACAUUCACAGAGUUACACAUGGUUGCUCAUACCAGUGCCACUGAACUGUAAUGCAGAUCUGUUGUGAGCAUGAGUAGAAUGUGAAAUCCUUGCACAAAGAACCUGGUAACUGACCAGCUACCUACCGAAUUAGAGCUGAAUGAAGGCGCUUCACACCGUACCUAGAAUAAUGGUAGUGCGCAGUGCGGCAUAGUUUUCAUAAAACUUAAGGCAGUGUUUAAAUGAUGGACUGGUGUUUAAAUUGUUCUGAUAACUUGAUCAAACUGAGCACAAAGACAUGUUUAUAGUGUUUGGAUAGCAAUUUGUUCAUUUUUUAAGGUUCUAUAUUUUAAAAAAACUGACUUGUGUAAAACAAAAACAAAAAAACUAAUAUUUUGUAUUAAAAUAUCAUGUGUAUUGAUA